AAUACGGUGUUCCGUUCGAUUGAUCGAUCAAUGUAUUGAAUAGGCGUAUAUUCGGUAAUAGGUUUAAAUUUAAUUUAUAAAUAAUAAAAAACAAUAAGUAUAAAAUGAUUGAACUUGGGUGAGGAAGAGUUUUAGAAAUAUGGCCGAAACCAGUAAAGGAAAGUUGGUAAUCGUUGAAUGGGAGGUGUCCGGAAAAGAAGUGGACGAAAAAAGACUGAAAACGUUUAUAAAGGCAAAAUCAGAUACAGAGCCAAUUGUCAGUCUCGGCAAAUACAGGAGGAUAGCACUGCUAGAGUUCAAAGAAGAAAAUGACGUGAACUUCUUGCGCAAUCAAUGGAAAUCUGGCGACUUUUGGACUGUAACAAAUAUCAGCGUGGUGUCAGAGACAAAGAUGGUAAAAGUUACAAAUUUACCAAAGAAUGCAAGUAGAAGAGAUAUAAACCAUUACUUUACAAAUGAAAAUAUGGUAAAUUUGAAGCUCGAUGUUGAUGUCAUGGAGAAAUACUUCCACCCUGAAAAAGGCUUUUGUGUGCUGAACUUGUCGUCUGCAUCUGACGUAAAACGUGUCUGUAAGGAAUGCAAAAAGUUUAAGGAGUUCAGAAAGUGCCAGCUUGCUUUAGAACCAUAUUACGCGGAGUUAGAAGCUCUGACUGAAUUAAUUACAGGGAAAGUUGAAGAAAUUAAACCAAUCACUGUUGACAAUAUUGAUAAUGCGAAGAUGAAAUAUAUGAAGGAUUUCUGCAAACAAAGCAUUGAACAACAGUUUAAAUCAGUUUGCGCUAACAUCUUUUGGGCUAGAGAAGGAAGAAAUAAAGUAGGAUUGAAAUUUGAUUGUGAACACAAUGAUCUCAGGCAGGAACAUGGCAUAGCAUGGGAGAAGAACGUAAGACAGCUGUUGCAAAAUAUAUUGGAUGAUAUAGUCGUUGUUAGAAAGAACCUCUCGUCAGGUGUCUGGGAUAAGGUGCAAGAGGUUCUCAUAAGCUUUCCGUUGGACUCUGUCUUGAUUGAUGAAGAAGCAGAUGAACAUAGACUGACCGUUGUUGGACAUAUAAAGAACUCAGCUAUUGCGAAAAUCGAAAACGAUCUUGACGCUAUACAACCUCCUAAACCUAUCGUAAAGAAAGAUGUUAAGGUCAGCAACAAAAUCAAACUUGCGGCAUUUGCGGAUCUGCAAAUGGGAGAUACCGUUGGUGGAGUAACUGUAGAUUGCCAAAUCAAUGACGGUCUUAUUAGAAUACAUGGCGACAAGGAAACUAUAUCUAAAGCGGAAAUUGAAAUUUUGGAAAUUUUAAACCAGAUUGUUGUAGAGUCGACAAAUUUCAGUUCAAGAGAAGCUGCAAAUAUACUGAUCACUCCGCUUAUGCGUGAUAAGAUAGAAUCAUGCAAAGAUGACCUUGGGGAGAGGUGUGGUUACCUGAUCGAAAAGGACACACUCAAUGUUUUCUCGACUGGUCAAGCAAAUUUAGAAAAGUUUGAAAAGAAAAUAAAGGCGCUCAUAAUCGAAGAGGAUAAGACACUACAAGGAAAGGUAGAACACGAAAGCAAUUUCAAAGUGAAAAUUAAAGAAAUUGAAGACAUAUACAGUCCCUACGUAAAACUGGCUUCCAAAAUAUCCAAAGAAAAUGUAGUAAUACAUAUUGUUUGUGGUAAAGAUUAUUACGGUCCUGUGUGUGAUGACCUUAAUGAAAACGUUGAAACAUUACUUAUCACAAACGAAGAAAUCCGUAUUUCUCCUCAUAUUGUAAAAUAUAUUCAGAAAAAGUCCAUUGAAAAUAUUCAUAAGAGUAUCAAACAAAUUGGACUUUCAAAAGACGUUUUUGAGAGCGAUGUGGGAAAAACUGCACUACGUGCCAAAGGAAACGCAAGCGUCAGACAGCGAGUUGUAGGUAUCGUUCAGACGGAAGCUAAGAAGAUACAAGUUUCGUGGAGACAAAUAGAAGAAGAAGGAAUCCAUGACUAUUUCGCCGAUGGGUACAAGUUCCUUCUCGAUGAGAUUCAGAAACAUCAAUGUGAAUUUCGAAUAGCGACUCAGUAUGAAAUGAAAAACGAAGAUAUGCAUUGCAUUGUUACUCUUGAAACGGGACAAGCCCUUUUUGUUGGAGCAGGAACGCUUGAAAACCCAAAGCUCCCAGUUGAUGUUAUUGUUAAUGCAGCAAAUGCAAAGUUGGAACAUAAAGGUGGUCUUGCUGCAGUUCUUGUAAAAGCAGGUGGAAAAUCUGUUCAAGACGACUGCAUCGAUUACAUCAAUAAGAAUGGUGAAUUACAGCCUGGAGAUAUCUACGUUGGUUCGGCAGGAAAAUUACCUUGCCAAAGAAUUAUCCAUGCUGUUGGACCUGAAUGGAAAGGUGGAAAUAGUAACGAAGAUGAGAUUCUACAGACUGUGGUUGAAAAUAUUCUUGAAGCAAUGAACAGAGACAAAGAAUUCAUUUUACGCUCGUUGGCUUUACCAUUAAUUAGUGCUGGUGUGUUUGGAUAUCCUCGGUCAAGGUCGGCAAAAAUAAUAUUGGACACAAUGAAAAACAAGUUAAAGUCCACUCCGAACGUACGAGAGAUAUAUUUCUAUGACCCGAACCCAGACAUCGUGAGAACAAUACAGAAACAAAUGCAAUGUGUCUUCGGAGACAAAUGUUUUCAUUUGCCUGUGCGAAACAUUGCUGUUGGAAAAGGGACGAUGACAAAGUUUGCUGCGUCAAAACACUUUAAUCUUCAAAGAACUGGUACAAGAACUUUGCCGCUUCCGGGAGGUACGAAGAUCAUCAUUAAAUGGGGAGAUCUCCAAACCACUGCGGCGGAUAUAUUAGUAAAUGCAACCCCAACAGCCCCUACACCAUCAGGAAAGAUCAGUGACGGCUUGAAAUAUGCUGCUGGAGUGGGAUUUGCUAUGGAAUCAGAAUGUAAUAAGGCAUUUAAGAAAGUAUAUCCAGGUGGCAACGUCCCUGAUGGCAUGCUGGUUCAGACUAAAGCAGGGAGAAUACCCUGCAGUGAAAUCUACCACCUCAAAAUUGACAACAACAAGUCAUCUGGAUGCAAAUCUCUUGCUGGCUACAUUAUAACUUGUCUAAAAGAAGCUGUAAGACAGAAAAGAACAUCGAUUGCCUUUCCUACGAUUGGAACUGCGGACUGCGAUUACCCUGGAGACAAAGUUGCUCUCACCUUCAUAAGAACAAUUGGAGAAUUUAUGCAGCUGCAUAUAACAUGUUCUCUGACUGAGAUUACUAUAGUUAUCUACAAGACAGACAUAAUCACCACGUCGGCGUUUGAAGUAAUAUUGGAGCAGUUGUAUAGCAAAAGGCCACACAGACUGCUUGCAGACAUAGAAGAAACUAUGGAGACGAAAGAUGGUGAAGAAGAAGAAGUAAAGGUCAAGCCAAAGCAAAGGCAACCUUCUCCAAAACGACCUAGAUCAGCUGUGCAUAGGAACAGGGUUCAAAAACAGAAUGAAGGAUCGUUUGCUUUAGAUGGUACUAACGGAGCAGCAGUUGAUUUAGAAGUAGGAGGUAUAGAAAGUUCAAAGGCGGACGUUAUUGUUUGUACAACAUCCUCUUUCCCCAAGUUAAAUGGUGCCAUAUCAGCUGCAGUUAUGAAAGCGGGUGGACCAGAUAUUCAGAAAGAAUGUAAUAGAUGUUACAAAAGUUACCCUGAUCAAGGAGUUGCUGUCACAAAAGCUGGGAAUCUUCGCUGCAAGAAAGUGUUCUAUACUGUACUCAAAGACUAUACACCAGCGAAUGCUAAGAAUGUGUCCGAUUAUGUGCUUAAAUGCCUGGAACAGGCGGAGAAAGACCAUUUUACAUCUAUAGCCAUGCCAACGUUUGGUACUGGUGGAUUCAAAUACCCUGAUCAAGUGUCGGCGAGUCAGAUGUUCACUGCCAUUAAAGAAUUUUUCAAGAAGAAACGGUCUUACUUAAAAUUGAUAGUAGUCGUAAUGUAUGGACCAGCACAGCAGACUUGUCAGACAUUCUAUCAAGAGGCGGUCAAGGCCUUCACACAAAUGAAAGCACCAACGACGACUGCAGUUAUCGCUGAUACAGCCCCUGUACAGAAUGUUGGCGAUCUUCUCUGGAGUGUACCUAAGUCAUCUACAUCUCUUGAGAUAUCAUAUGGAAAUCUUGAGCUGGCAAAGGCUGACGUUAUAUUAGACACAACAAUAAGCUUCCCAAACCUGAACGGCAUUAUUCCUGAGUCACUUAGCAAGCGUGCUGGGCCACAAUUGAAAGAGGAAUGUAAGCGUUUCAAAGGCAAUGUGAGCUCUGGGAUGAUUAUUGAAACAAAGGGAUAUAACCUUGACUGCAAACAAGUCUACCACUAUUUCAUGCCUGACUGGAAAGAAUCCGACGGCGAACAGACCAUCAGCAACUGUAUUGAUGAUUGCCUGCAGAAGAUGAAGCAAAGUGGACUGAGAUCUAUAGCCAUACCAUCUAUAGGUACUGGUGGAGCAAGAUAUAACCCAAGGAAAGUAGCCCGUGGUAUUUACAGAGCUGUUGCCGAUUUUGGCGCUGCAAAUGGUGAUGUUAAUUGCCACGUGAACCUGGUUUUGUUCCCUGCAGCUAGGGAUAUAAAUAAAACAUUUACGGAAGAACUUCAAGCAUUUAUGAGUGGUAAAACAAAUGAGCAAAAACCACCUGCGAAAGGUGUGCGUUUUGCUGAAGACGGCUACGACAAAGACAGGGUUCAUGUUGAUGAUGAUAUUGUUAUCUCUACAAAGAGAAGAGACUUUCUUCUUAUACAGUUUACAUCUGAUGAUCGUAAAACCGUAGAUUUGGCCUUCAAAAGCAUUAAAGCUAAAGUUGAAAGUGAAACGAGAGAUGUGACAAUAGACCUGACAAAAGAUGGCAAUAUAGAUGAUCUUGAUCUUGUAACUGCAAACAAAGGGAAAAAUAAAAAAACUAUUGAAGAUAUUGGUGAAGAUUACCAUGUCAAGGUCAUUGUUGACACCAAGACACGAAAGGUGAAGGUCAGAGGACUUGGCGAUGGCGUUAUAAAGUGCUACAAGAGAAUUCUCCGAUUUUUGCAAGAAAAACAUAAGGAAGCUGUUUCAAAAGACAUUGGAAAGAUAGUAUAUCAGUAUAUUGAAUGGUAUUAUACUGAAGACGGUGGAAAAAUAUGGGUACCAUAUCCAAGACACAUUAGAUAUCUGCUCGAAGACGCAAAUUUUACAAAAGCAACGGAGAAAGAAUUUCGCGACAGCAAUGAAAAACUCUAUGUUGUCGACUUCACGAAAAUGGAAGAAUAUGUGAAAGAGAAAAGAGAAAAAGAAACAACUGUGUCAGUUAUACGAAAAGAUCUAACAGAAGGAGCGUUAAAGGCCUUACCACAUACAUGGCAAGCAAUGGGAGAGCUGGAAAACCUGAAGGAGGUUGUGCUUAGUUCUACGGACCGAGAGUACAAAGAUGUUGUAGCUAACUUUAGGGUAACGGUUGGAAACUAUAGGCUUUCUCAGAUCAAAGAGAUACGGAGAAUUCAGAAUCGGACAUUGUAUCAACAAUAUCAAACAAAGAAGGAACAAUUGAAGUCGGAACAUAAAAAUGUCCCACAUUUACAAGUAGAACGUACUCUAUGGCAUGGUACUCAAGAAGACAAAGAAAAGUCUAUAACUUCUAACGGCUUCAACAGAAGUUAUGCCGGCGCAACUUUCCAGGGAAUGCUAUGGUACGGUAUGGGAGUAUACUUUGCCGUCAACUCGGAGUAUUCUACCCAGCAGUUUUAUUCGCCGCCCGACAAAAAUGGCUGGAAGAGGAUGUACCAGGUGAAGGUUCUCACAGGUCUGACAACAUGGGUACCCCAAGGGUACAUGGAGAGAUUCGCGCCUGAAGUGCCUGGCUCUGCAACUGAUAGGUAUAACUCUACUUGCGACGACGACCAAUACCCAACAGAGUUUGUGAUUUAUAACGAUACUCAAGCGUACCCAGAAUAUAUCAUAUUGUUCAAGUAGAGUGGAGACUGACAGGGAAUAAUGUGUAGUUGCCUUACUGUAGCUUGUUUACAGCAGAAAAAAGAAACGUCCAAAUUAAUUGUGAUAGCUUUGAUAACUUUUAGCUUUGCUUUUCUACAGAUAAAAUAUGAUUUGUAUAUUUUGAUCGCGCUUUGUUUACAAUACACAACAAUAGCAAUAAUAUUAUGCAAACCUUUCUGACAAUUACAAGUUAUUAUGUUUGACAAAAUCAUUUGCAUAUAAGAAGUUUCAGACCUGUACUGAGUCUUAAUUUUGUGUUAAAAUUGAAGUUUUAUAAUACAUUAUACCUUUACUUAACCUUACUUUCUAAUGAGCCAGUACAGUUCUACAUUGUUUGUAUAUAGUCACUCUAAACAAUGAGGUCCUCUGAAGCAAUAUAUAUUUACAUGACCUAGGUAGACUAAACAGGUUUGAUCUAGACUGUUAAAACACCUUUUGGCAGUUUAAAUUAGAAUAUCAGGACUUGAUAGUAAAAGCAUUUUUCGUUAUCAUUACAACUGUUAAACUUGAAAAACUUCCAAUAAUUUAAUACGAAGAGAUUCGUAACAAGGCCAAUGCAACAAUACAUGAAUUCCAUCCCCAAAAAUAACAAAGAAAUCAGGUUUGAUCCCUUACUUACACGCCAUUGUAUGUGCCAAAUUCUAUAACAACCGGGUUCUAUGAUUCCUCUGAAUUUCGAUGGUACACCCAUUUAAAACAUACUUAAACGUUUCUUGCAAUAAGAUUCAAACCAAAAUUUAUCUUUGAAGUUUGAUUCUAUAUUCUGACAAUGUGUCCCCAAUUCCUCCAUUAUCCUAGCUAUGUAUUUUCAAGAUUUACAGUUAGCUUUCAUUCCUGAACAAAAUAUUCCAUAUUUUUUUGAAAAAAAAAUACGUAUAAAAUUUUACAUUUUUGAUAAAUAUAUUCAACAUUCUAGCAAGGUUAAAACUUUUGACUAACUCCAUCAUUCAAGUUCUUUCACCUAUAACUUGAAGCAUUAUUUACUUACAAAAAGAUUUUCGUAUAAGUCUGUGACUAUCCAUAUCAUAAAGUGUACACAAAUUAACUAAAACUGCUUUCCAUCAAUAACAUGUUAUAGAGUAACCACAGUCGGCAUCAUUCGGAGUAUAAUUGUUUUUACGCAACAAAAACUAGUUCUGUAUAAAUACGCAAUGAGGAAAUAGGUAUAUCAAGUUUGGACAUACUUACAGAUAAUUUAUUUUGGCAUGCAAAAAUUGUUUUAGAUACAACUAUACAUACAUAUUACUGAUAGGAUAUUGUAAAUGUCUUUUUUUGCCCUAUGAUACAUAUCGUCGGUUAAAAGCCAGAAGAGCCCAUCAGCGUAUGAAUAAAGAACGCUGAUGAGCCCUUCUGGCUUUUGGCUUUAAACCGAUGAUAUGUUAUAUGUUUUGGCAAUAAAUCUGUAUUCCAGACGUUAUUAAAACCUAAUCUCUUUUGGAAUCCAUGUGUAAGUCCUUUAAACUUUGUGAUCUAAUCAGAAUAAUAUUAAUUAAAACGUUAAAAUACAUUUUAGGUUAUUACCGUUGCCAUGCCAUGAUUCGUUGUUAAUUGAUUGACUUUCUUAUUUCAACAUAAUAUUUGUUCCAUAUUUACCUAGAUGCAAUCUUGUUUAAAGUAAACCUUUAUUAGUACAAUCAGACAAAAUACUUUUAAAUUCUUCAAAUUUAGAGAGGUACUUCAUGCUUGUAUAGUUAAAGUUAGAUAUGAACCUCACUUGGAGUGUAGAAUUAUUCUAUGACGAAGACAUCUAGCUGUCUUACUAAAGGCCGGUGGUUCUUACUCAGGUGUCUCCCGGUGCUGCUAUAUAUACCGAAGGAACAUUUCGGAUCAUCCGCCAUCAUGAAAAACUGCAAAGUCGCCACAUGACACAUAAUUGUUAUGGUGUGACGUUUACCCUAAAAACAAAUUAAACAAAUAUGGUGGAAGUAACAUAAGUUUGUUUUUGAAUGUCUCUUCAGUGCACCUUUUAUCAUUUGUCAUAUUUGCAAACGGCCAUAUCAAAUGUUUUUGUCAAAUUUGUCAGCGUUUUAUCAAAGUUAUUAACUUAUUUAGAAAUGCAUUACAAUAUUUUACUUCUGAGUUGAUUGUCUCUCCAUUAAGUUUCAUAAUAUACAAGCAAUAUUAUGUAAGCAAAGUAUGCUGUAUCGUCAGUAGACAUUAGCAGAUUUUUAGUAUAAGGAUACAGACUGAACCUUCAAUUAAACUUAUGAAAUGGUUCAUUUAAGUUGAUAUAUGGUAUACAUAUUCUUAUCAACAAUGUUAAUUGACGUUUCAAUGUCAAUGUUUCCACCUCUUUAUAUAAUGUUUUGUUUGUGAUUUAUAUUAUUACAUAUACUUCAUAUGUUAUGCUUUAUUUAAGCUUUAGACUUGAAAUGUGUACUAUGCAUUUUUCUGAUGUGUCUGUACUCAAUUCAGAAGUUGUGAUGAGCGUUAUACCAGUAUUCAAAAUCAUUAUAUUCGGUGGUACAUAUUUUUUCAGCUUAGUAGUGCCAACAAAACAGGAAAUAGGAAAUGUUUUAGAAGGACACACUGAAAGAAUAUUUAACGUAUUGUAUAAUAUAGACGAAAGCCUUGCACAAUCUUACGGCAUAAAAAUCAUUCUGAUAAAAGUAAAAUUUAAUAAAAAUAUCAAUUUUCCUUUUAAUGUUAAACUGGCGAAGGAACAAUUUGCAAAAAAAAAAAUGUUUUUUGGGAAAAUAUAUAAUGAAAUAGGCAUUGCGACUUAUUAUGAGUGUGAUUAUUGGCUUUAGGUUAAUGUUCACGUCAUUGCUUUAUUUGUCAUCUUUCUCUGUUCAGAUUUCUAUUGACCUCCACUGGAUUCUUUGUUAUUCUGUUAUGCCCUAUUUUUGACGCCCACUGCUUUCUUUGUAAGUUUGCUUUGCUCAAUUUUCUAUUGGUGUCCACUGAUAUUUUUGUCAUUCUGUUUUGCUCAAUUUUCUUUAGAUGCCUGCUGGUUUUUUUAAGAAGGAAGAAAUUUGCAUGCUCAAAUGUCUCUGCGUUAACUGGCUUUUUGGUCAUUUUGCUUUGUUCAUUUUCCGUUGGUUUCCACUGAUAACUUUGUCAUUUAUCUCUUCUCAAUUUUCUUUUGGUGUCCACAGAAAUUUUUACCCAUUUUACUUUGCUCAAUUUUCCUUUGGCGUCCACUAAUAUCUUUAUCAUUCUCUUCUGUCCAAAUUUCUUUUGGCGUCCACUGGUUUCUUUGUCAUUCUACUCUGCUGAAAAAUUCUUUUGACGUCCGCUGCUUUCUUACUCAUUUUGCUUUGCUUGAUUUUUGUCUGGCAUCCUCAGGUAUCUUAGUUUGGUCUGCUAAAUUUUCUUUUGACAUCCUCUUGUUUUUUAUCGUUAUGAUCUGUUUAGUUUUCGUUUGACAUAUUUGUAAGGGUUUACUCAUUGAAAGAAAUAAUUUAUAGAUAUGUGUAUAGGAGUUUCAUCUUUCGGGGAUAAAUUGUUACUGUCCUAAAAUUUUAGGAUACUGUGGGGACUUUGUGUGAGGGUUUGCGUUUUGUCUCUGAACGUUCCAAGGCAGUUGCCUACUGUACACUUUUAUUUGCUUUUUCGGUGUUCGUUUGUCUAUUUCUUUAACUUUGCCUAUGCAUUUGGUUUAUAUAUCCAAAAAAAUACACUGUUUUUCAUGCAUUUAACUGAUAUUGAAAUGAAUAUUAACUUUAGAGGAAUCACUCAGUCUGUCAUGUUGUAUUGCACUUUGCUUUUUUUAGUCAGUGCUUGUACUAUCUAAGUAGUUAAAGGUAUUCUGUGAUAAAUUUUUGUUAGAAAAUAUGUACUUUUUGUAAAUGAUUGAAUACAUUUUUAAUAAGA
Messenger RNA from Mercenaria mercenaria, 9766 nucleotides. RefSeq names its product protein mono-ADP-ribosyltransferase PARP14-like. Bases 140 to 5929 code for a protein of 1929 amino acids. Gene Ontology annotation, molecular function: NAD+ poly-ADP-ribosyltransferase activity; transcription corepressor activity. The transcript is spliced from 27 exons. Gene Ontology annotation, cellular component: cytoplasm; nucleus. Gene Ontology annotation, biological process: negative regulation of gene expression. The record is from RefSeq and is a predicted model, not a curated record. Lineage: Eukaryota; Metazoa; Mollusca; Bivalvia; Venerida; Veneridae.